CCCCCCCCCACCCCACCGCCCUCGCCGCGAGUAACGGCUCGCCCAAAACCCCCGGCCCCAGAAGAAAUUUCCCCAAACCCUCCUCCUCGCCUCGCCUCGCCUGCCUUCCGUUACCGUUCCCCAAUCCUGCAUGGUUGUAGGCCUCUGAUGGCGGCGACUGGAGGGGGCACGCUGCCGGCGGUGAUGGCGCGGGCGGUGCCGGGGCCCGCGGCGAUCCCGACGGGGGCCAUGGCCGCCGCGGAGGCGGCGGCCGCCGAGGUGGUGCGGCGCGUGCAGCCCACGGAGGCCUCGGAGCGCCGGCGCGCCGAGGUCAUCGACUACGCGCGGAGGAUCGUCGGCACCGCGCUGGGAUGCGAGGUUUUUGCAUUUGGUUCGGUUCCACUAAAGACUUACCUUCCUGAUGGGGACAUUGAUCUAACUGUACUUGGAAAUGCAUCUUGCGAUAGCACUUUGAUUGAUGAUGUUUACUGCAUCCUUGGAUCGGGGGAGCAGAAUAGUGAUGCUGAAUUUGAAGUAAAGGACUUGGAACACAUCGAUGCAGAGGUCAAACUCAUUAAGUGCACUAUUGAAAAUAUUAUUGUUGAUAUCUCAUUCAACCAAACUGGUGGAAUCUGCGCACUUUGCUUCCUCGAGCUGGUUGACCGUAAAAUUGGAAAAAAUCAUCUAUUUAAACGGAGCAUUAUAUUAAUCAAGGCCUGGUGUUAUUAUGAAAGCCGCCUGCUAGGAGCUCAUCAUGGACUUAUAUCAACUUAUGCGUUGGAAACGCUUAUUCUGUAUAUCUUUAAUCUGUUCCACAAAUCUCUCCAUGGCCCCCUAGAGGUUUUGUAUAGGUUUCUGGAAUACUUUAGCAAGUUUGACUGGGACAACUAUUGCAUAAGUUUAAAUGGCCCUGUUGCCUUGUCGUCUUUGCCUAAUCUCAUUGUUGAAGGUACAAAUAUACCUGUUGAUGACUUGCUGUUUGACAAAGAGUUCCUUCAUAGCUCCGUGGAAAAAGCAUCUGUACCUCCAAGAGACUCUGAUGCACGCUGUACCAAAUUUCGUGUGAAGCAUCUAAACAUAAUUGAUCCGCUGAAGGAGUGCAACAAUCUUGGCAGAAGUGUGAACAAAGCUAACUUCAGUCGUAUCCGGACUGCUUUCUCAUAUGGUGCUCGGAAGCUUGGUCAAUAUCUCAUGUUACCAUCAGAACGUAUUUCUGGUGAAAUUUUUGGAUUUUUCAAAAACACUUUAAAGAGAAAUGGAAGAGGAGUAAGGGCAGAUAUUGGCCAUGAUGGUGCACUAAAUUGUCAGCCCUUACUUGGUCCUGAAGAGGAACUCUUGGAUAAUAUGUUAUCCAUGCAGAUUUGUUACAAGGAAAAUGAGAACCAAAGUCGUCAUCAUGUUUCAAAGAGAUUGGCUAAUAACGGCUUAAAUGUCAAAAUAGACGUGCCCACACAGGAUGGUCGUCUUCCAGGAGUUGACAAGUCGGAUCCAAGUACUGAUUUAAGUACAAAAUCUAAUAAACGCUCUUAUGUUUAUCAAGAAAAUGGAAAUGGCUGUAGUGAACAGUACUAUGUGGAUCAUGAAAUGGAAGGAAGGGUAUCUCACUGUACAGCUGAAGCCGUCUUUGUGGACGAUAAAUCAUUGAUGAAGCCACAGGUUCAUGUGAACAAUUCGUCAGAUAUAUUGAACUCUGUCCAUGCCAGUGAUCUGCGAUUUUGUAAACCUGCUCCCGCAUACAAAAGUAACUGGAGUGCAUUCUCACCCCGUGUGGAAAAUCAAAAUCUUCCUGCAUUCUCAUUAUCUAGCUUGCCGGAUUUAUCAGGUGAUUUAGAUUCACAGUUGAGAUGCCUUCGUCAAGUUCAGUACCACUUAGAAUACUUGUUUGAUGAGUUUUGCCGGUAUGUUCAAGGAUCUUGUGGCAGCAAGGUUGACAAGGGCUUGUUUAACAUUCCGACUCAUAGCAUUGUGCUAAACACUGAUAUGACAUUGCGAGAGCUAUUAAUUCCUUCAUCUACUGAAACUGAUGGCAGGAAAUUAUCUCCAGCUUCUUCUCAUAGCACCGGAGAUAUUUCACAGCAGUCACAGGAAGAGGACCAUUGGGGUAUGGCUUUUCAGCUGAACGUUUCUGGAACAGAUGUUCCGUCUAAUGGAUUGUCGCCAUCUUCUUAUCAUGCUUAUUCAGAGAGUUCUGUUCCUCGGUGUCAUAGGUCGGAGGGUAUCCCGAAUUUGCAUGGAACAUGCACAUAUAUUUAUGAAAAGGUGGGAAGUUGGAACUUGCAGCACAUUGCAUCUUUAGGAGAGAAAGGAACGAUGCCAAUCAAUCAACAAAUAAAGGUUAAACACAACCAGGCCUCGGUUCCAAAAGGAAGUUUUGUCCCUUACAAGGAGCAGUCAGUACUAGACAGAGGUCAGUCAUUGAAAAUCCAGGACGGUUUAAAUGGAUAUAUUCGCUCAGGUAGGAAAAACGUUGAUAAGCAGAUUGGUCAUACUCGGAAGGAAUUUACCAAACCUCACUGUGAAGAAAGGCAUAUACGAGGGUACCAUGGGGAUGCUUGCUUGAACAGAAACAAAAUCCAGAAGCAAAGUUAUGACGCUGAUUUGGAGUUUGCACGACCUGGUAGUGCAAUGAAGCAGAUACCGAAGCAUCAACCAUCGGAAGUUCAGGAAACUCCAGAUGAGUGCACGCACAUAAACAACUUGGCAAGAAAGCAAAGUCACAACACCCGUAAAGGGCAUGAGGUACUUGACCGGCCAACAAACCGCAGACCAAUUUGUGAGACACCAAAACUUCAAAGCAGCCUGCGGGGCAGGAGCUUCUCGAAAUUCUUGGGUGCAAAACAAAAACAUGGUAAUCACGGUGAGCACCUAUCUUUCGCAAGAGAUACAGAGCAUAUAGCAAAUUGCCAAGUUGUGAACGUUACAAAUGGCUUAUCAAAGGAGGUUAACCCAAUCGUGGAGUUGGUUGGAAAUGGAAGUAAAUCAAGGCCAUUAUUGCCAAAUGUAAUGAUUUCUCAUGAAAGCGGGAGUAUCCAACGGAUGCACCUGGCAUCUAAUGCUUCUCAGCCCUCCUUCACUAUCACAAAAGGAUAUUCUCAGUCUGAGCCCUUGGAGACACAGCCAGAUAGGAUUAUUGAGUUCGGUUCUUUGGGGCCUUUCUCGUUGACAGUUUCCUCUCCUAAGUCAAGCAAGGCUCCUAACAAACACUGCAGCAGCAAGGCGUGUGGGGAUGCAGAGGCAUUGGUGUUACAGAGCUACAGAGCUGGUGCAACCCAAAGCAGGUCAUCAGGAUCUUACAGAAUAGGAGACGAGGAUCACUUCCCACCUCUCCAUGCUGGGACCCGCUGAGACUUUGCCGAGACUUACAGGGUACAGCUGAUCAUCAUAGAAAGAGCAGCAGAGUUAACUGAUUGAUCUUGUGCAAAGAUCGUAGGGUCUUCUGCACAAACAUGAUCAUCGUAGUUACCUUGAAAAAAUCCCUAAAAAAACAUGAUUAUCGUAGUGGCAUGCAUUCUACCUUGUAAAGUUCCAUUGACCCCUUGCGUUUUUAGCUUUUGUGUCUAUAUUUGUUACAAAAAUCAAAGAUUUAGGAGCCAGGACAAACUAUAUAUAGCUGUAGUUUCCGUUCUGUUACCUUAGAAAUGAUUAAAUUCAGGAAGAUAUAAACAUUUCCCCUUCAGUUUUUUUCCUCAUUGUC
This is a messenger RNA of Brachypodium distachyon (stiff brome), 3673 nucleotides long. RefSeq lists its product as uncharacterized. The transcript is spliced from 9 exons. The record is from RefSeq and is a predicted model, not a curated record. Bases 148 to 3324 code for a protein of 1058 amino acids. NCBI's taxonomy places the organism in Eukaryota, Viridiplantae, Streptophyta, Magnoliopsida, Poales, Poaceae.